This is a messenger RNA of Siniperca chuatsi (mandarin fish), 3456 nucleotides long. RefSeq names its product MAPK activated protein kinase 2a (gene mapkapk2a). The transcript is spliced from 10 exons. Bases 570 to 1724 code for a protein of 384 amino acids. Gene Ontology annotation, biological process: peptidyl-serine phosphorylation; inflammatory response; toll-like receptor signaling pathway. Gene Ontology annotation, cellular component: cytoplasm; nucleus. The record is from RefSeq and is a predicted model, not a curated record. Lineage: Eukaryota; Metazoa; Chordata; Actinopteri; Centrarchiformes; Sinipercidae. Gene Ontology annotation, molecular function: mitogen-activated protein kinase binding; calcium/calmodulin-dependent protein kinase activity; calmodulin binding.
AAAAAGCCCUGCCAUGACGUCAGCAGUAAAAUCUGCUCCUCCUGGGUUUCUGUCCGUCGGAGAGUGAAGUGUGUUUGGCGUGCUACUGGCAUCGGAGUUUUUCCUCCUCUGUUGUCUGUCUUUCGUUGAGUGUUAUUGUCGGUUUUUAACUUCACUCGCGAGCUUUUACGUUACUAAUUUAGAAAACCAGUCCUGUAGCCGAUUUAUGGGAUGUUUUAGAAAAGUUCCUGAAGUGCUCUUUGAGGAACCGGUGGACGGCGGACACCACCGGAGAUGGAUAAGCUAACCGAUAGCUGAGUUGUUAGCCGAGAAUCACAGGUCAAGAAUAGGUUCAAGCUAGCAUGCUAACAGCUAGCUAAUUUAGCAUUUUAUCAGCUAACCAAGUGACUUAGUUAACCUGUAACGUCAUAACUACAGCCGGUUAUUUGUCGGGCCUGGCUGCUACACAGUGAACUGUUCGUCACAGGCCAGCUAACCCAGGAAGAAGACUCGGUCUGUAUUAUAAGGAAAAGGCAGAGAAGUACUGUUGAGAGGCGGCUGUUGUUCGUCUCUCAGCCCAGACCAAGAGCAUGCUGUCCAACGCACAGAACCAGCCACUGUUUCCCAACUCGGGAACGGGACAGCAGAACCCUGCGGGCCAGUUCCUCCCCUUCCACGCCAGACCCAACUUACAGAUCAAGAAGAACGCCAUAACAGAUGACUACAAGGUAACCAGCCAGGUGCUGGGGCUGGGCAUCAAUGGCAAGGUGCUUGAAAUCUUCCAGAAGAAGACUGGAGACAAGUAUGCGCUGAAGAUGCUGCAGGAUUGUCCCAAGGCUCGUAGGGAAGUGGAGCUCCACUGGAGGGCGUCACCUUGUGCCAACAUUGUGCGCAUCAUUGAUGUCUAUGAGAACCUCUAUCAGGGCAGGAAGUGUCUGCUUAUUGUCAUGGAGUGCAUGGAUGGUGGUGAGCUUUUUAGUCGAAUCCAGGACAGAGGAGACCAGGCAUUCACAGAGAGAGAGGCAUCUGACAUCAUGAAGAGCAUAGGAGAGGCCAUCCAGUUCCUGCAUGCAAUCAACAUUGCACACAGAGAUGUGAAGCCAGAGAAUUUACUGUAUUCCACGAAGAGGCCCAGUGCCCUGCUCAAACUCACAGACUUUGGCUUUGCCAAGGAGACCACUUCACACAACUCUUUAGCUACUCCCUGCUACACGCCCUACUAUGUUGCUCCAGAGGUUCUGGGCCCAGAGAAAUAUGACAAGUCAUGUGACAUGUGGUCGUUGGGUGUCAUUAUGUAUAUCCUGUUGUGUGGGUACCCUCCUUUUUAUUCUAACCAUGGUCUAGCCAUCUCUCCUGGGAUGAAGAAGAGGAUCAGGAUGGGCCAAUAUGAAUUUCCCAACCCUGAAUGGUCUGAUGUCUCAGAGGAAGCUAAACAACUGAUUAGGACCCUCCUUAAGACUGAGCCGACACAAAGGAUGACCAUCACAGAGUUCAUGAAUCAUCCAUGGAUCAAUCAAUCAAUGGAGGUUCCCCAGACCCCGCUUCACACUAGCCGGGUGCUAAAGGAAGAGAAGGACGCAUGGGAGGAUGUCAAGGAGGAAAUGACCAGUGCCUUGGCAACAAUGAGGGUUGACUACGAGCAAAUCAAGAUCAAGACCAUUGAGGACUCAAGCAAUCCACUGCUGACGAAACGGAGGAAGAAAGCCAAUAAUGUCAUGGCGGACCCACAGUCUGCUGCCCACUGAAAGAUGCACGAAUGCAUGCACAUAAAAACACAGGUUGUAAAAAGGAAGCAAUAAUUUGUCGACAAGUGAGCCGCAUUGCAUGGAUUUUCUCAGUGUUUUAUUUUUCAUGGCAAAUUCUAAUGUUUUGUAGGAGUGUUUGUUUUUAUUACUCUACCAUUUUAACAAACCUACCACUCUGCUCUGGCAGAGAGGAUGUUUAUCUGUGUUUUUACAUCAGUGAAGAGAUUAUGAAUUAUAUAAAAGGAGAGGAGAGGGAAUCGGUGAGAUCUCCCUCCUCUCCUUUCCCAAAUAUCAGGUUGUGUAUUCUGAGGGGCUUGAAUGUUGGAAUAAGACAUGAAGCCUUAGCAUUAGCAGUAGUUCUUUCACCCCACAGCCCUAUUCUAGCUCUAACCCCAAACCUGUGAAUGUUAAAUCAAAUGGCUAAAUCCCAAAAAUAAAAGCAAGGGAAGGUUUCUUUUACGUACGUGCAAAUUAAGCAGAUGUAUUUUGAACUGACAAGUGGAAUGUAAGGACUCUGUCCCUGACUGUCGGAAUUAGCUGGAAAUAGUCACUCAUUUCUGGGACUUGAACUGGGAGUGUUUGUCAGGUUCAGUUUGUCUUUGUGAAUGUCUAACGGAGGCCUAUGCACUCACACAAGGGCCAUGUGCCAUUCUGACAGAGCACCUCACUCUUGGCCCCUCUCUCCUACCUUUAAUCUACGCUUGUUUUUCAGGUACGUAGUUUUAGGGCAGAGAAGGACGCCACGUUUAAGAACAGAAACUGGCUCGACCUUUCUCCUGCAUGUAGCUCAUAGGAGAGCAGGAGCCAACUGAUACUGUAUUUUUUCAUGGAUUUUAUGAACAUAUUAGCAUAGGCCUUACUGAGUGUUGCUAAAGCAGAAGAUUAGUUUUUAACCCCUUCCUAUCAUUUGGUUCAGGCUUUUACCAAUGUUAUGCUUCAGAAAUUAUAACUGCCAGAUUAUAUUUCAGGUUAAUGCUAUGCAGAUGUAUGUGUUUGUCAGCUUGAAAAGACCGCUAGGACCUUUUUGUUAGUGUUGAUUUCUGUUUGCAAAUGUGUCGGUGAGAUGUCGAGCAACAAUGGGGAGCAUUUGUGUGUGUUUUUGUAAGCAGUAGCACCCUCUAAGGGAAUACAUGGUUCAGACAGACUGGUCAAGCUCCAGAGGUCUUUCUGAAACGAUCACUUCAGUUUCUGUCGGUUGCACCACUUUAACUGUCAGGGGGCUCAGUGGGACUAAUCUGGUGCAUUGCCAGUAUUCCCCAACACUUCUUCUCCACACUUCUGGAGGAUUGCUAGGAAGUAGAAAGUACUUAAGAGCUGCUCCUCGUCCCAGAGCAGAAUCUGACAUACCACCAGCAAGCUGUCAUCACAUUCAGGCUUGGUGUGAUGGUUGGUUUCUCUUCAAUGUUCUGUUAAUGCAACAGGACACUUCCAUGUCACUUGGGAUCAUGGGAAAUGACUGUGUUAAUUUUGUUGGUUUGGUCCACUUCACUUUGUAAAAUCACAUCCACAUUACCUGUCACAUCGCACCUACAAAUCUCUCACUGUAAAAAUGUUCAUUGAAUGUUUGUGACAAUGUCCCUCCUGUUAUUCUUUUCAUCCCUCUCAACACCUUUUUUUGUAGUGGAAGCACAGAUGUGUCUGGGGUUUUUUUUCCUAUCAUUGAGUCUGUUCAGCUCCACCUGCCGUACUUUUGUCUGCUUCAGCUUUGGAUUAAAAAACACAUAAAACAAAA